AUGCCCCGGCCGGAGUUGCCCCUGCCGGAGGGCUGGGAGGAGGCUCGCGACUUCGACGGCAAGGUCUACUACAUAGACCACACGAACCGCACCACCAGCUGGAUCGAUCCGCGGGACAGGUACACCAAACCGCUCACCUUUGCUGACUGCAUUAGUGAUGAGCUGCCACUGGGAUGGGAAGAGGCGUAUGACCCACAAGUUGGAGAUUACUUCAUAGACCACAACACCAAAACCACUCAGAUUGAGGAUCCCCGGGUACAAUGGCAGCGGGAGCAGGAGCACAUGCUGAAGGAUUACCUGGUGGUGGCCCAGGAGGCUCUGAGUGCACAAAAGGAGAUCUACCAGGUGAAGCAGCAACGCCUGGAGCUCGCGCAGCAGGAGUAUCAGCAGCUACAUGCCGUCUGGGAGCACAAGCUGGGCUCCCAGGUCAGCUUGGUCUCUGGCUCAUCAUCCAGCUCGAAGUAUGACCCCGAGAUCCUGAAAGCCGAGAUUGCCACUGCAAAAUCCCGGGUCAACAAGCUGAAGAGAGAGAUGGUUCACCUGCAGCACGAGCUACAGUUUAAAGAGCGAGGUUUUCAGACCCUGAAGAAAAUCGAUAAGAAAAUGUCUGAUGCCCAGGGCAGCUACAAACUGGAUGAAGCUCAGGCUGUCUUGAGAGAAACCAAAGCCAUCAAGAAGGCCAUCACCUGUGGGGAAAAGGAAAAGCAAGAUCUCCUUAAGAGCCUCACCAUGCUCAAGGACGGCUUCUGCACCGACAGAGGGUCUCACUCCGACCUGUGGUCCAGCAGCAGCUCUCUGGAGAGCUCAGGUUUCCCACUGCCGAAACAGUACUUGGACGUGAGCUCCCAGACGGACAUCUCGGGGAGUUUCGGCACCAGCGGCAACAAUCAAUUGGCAGAAAAGGUCAGACUGCGUCUUCGAUAUGAAGAGGCUAAGAGAAGGAUCGCCAACCUGAAGAUCCAGCUGGCCAAGCUCAACAGUGAGGCCUGGCCCGGGGUGCUAGACUCAGAGAGGGACCGGCUGAUCCUCAUCAACGAGAAGGAGGAGCUGCUGAAGGAGAUGCGCUUCAUCAGCCCCCGGAAGUGGACCCAGGGGGAAGUGGAACAGUUGGAGAUGGCUCGGAAGCGUCUGGAGAAGGACCUGCAGGCAGCCCGGGACACCCAGAGCAAGGCGCUGACAGAGAGGUUAAAGUUAAACAGCAAGAGGAACCAGCUGGUCAGAGAGCUGGAGGAGGCCACCAGGCAGGUAGCAGCUCUACACUCACAACUGAAGAGCCUCUCAAGCAGCAUGCAGUCCCUGUCCUCGGGCAGCAGCCCUGGUUCCCUCACAUCCAGCCGGGGCUCCCUGGCCGCCUGCAGCCUGGACUCCUCCGCCUCGGCCAGCUUCACUGACCUCUACUACGACCCCUUUGAGCAGCUGGACUCGGAGCUGCAGAGCAAGGUGGAGCUUCUGCUCCUGGAAGGCACCACGGGCUUCCGGCCCUCGGGUUGCAUCACCACUAUCCACGAGGAUGAGGUGGCCAAGACCCAGAAGGCAGAGGGAGGUGGCCGCCUGCAGGCCCUGCGCUCCCUGUCUGGCACCCCAAAGUCCAUGACCUCCCUGUCCCCACGCUCCUCCCUCUCCUCCCCGUCCCCGCCCUGCUCCCCUCUCAUUGCUGACCCCCUUCUGACUGGAGAUGCCUUUCUGAGCCCGCUGGAGUUUGAAGACCCAGAGCUAAGUGCCACUCUGUGUGAGCUGAGCCUCGGGAGCGGCACCCGGGAAAGAUACCGGCUGGAAGAACCAGGAGCAGAGGGCAAGCCUUUGGGCCAAGCUGUGAACGCAGCCCAAGGGUGCGGCCUCAAAGUGGCCUGUGUCUCAGCCGCAGUGUCAGACGAGUCAGUGGCUGGGGACAGUGGUGUGUACGAGGCUUCUGUGCAGAGACUGGGUGCUUCAGAAGCCACUGCUGCAUUCGACAGUGACGAAUCAGAAGCAGCAGGUGCCACUCGGAUUCAGAUUGCCCUGAAGUAUGAUGAGAAGAAUAAACAAUUUGCAAUAUUAAUCAUCCAACUGAGUAACCUUUCUGCUCUGUCCCUGCUGCAAGACCAGAGAGUGAACAUCCGCGUGGCUAUCCUCCCUUGCUCUGAAAGCACCACCUGCCUAUUCAGGACCCGGCCCCUGGACGCCUCGGACACCCUCUUGUUCAACGAGAUGUUCUGGGUGUCGGCGUCCUACCAAGCCCUUCACCAGAAGACCUUACGAGUCGAUGUCUGCACCACCGACAGGAGCCACGUGGAAGAGUGCCUGGGAGGUGCCCAGAUCAGCCUGGCAGAGGUGUGCCGCUCUGGGGAGAGGUCGACUCGCUGGUACAACCUCUUGAGCUACAAAUACUUGAAGAAGCAGAGCAGCGGGCCCAAGACAGCUGGAGCCGCGGGCCCCAGCCCAGGGCCUGAACGCACGGACGCUGUGUCUGCCCUGCUAGAGCAGACGGCAGUGGAGCUGGAGAAGAGGCAGGAGGGCAGCAGCAGCUCACGGGCGCUGGGAGACAGCUGGAGGUACGAGGAGGAGACCUGCGAGAAUGAGGCUGUGGCUGAGGAGGAGGAGGACGAAGAGGGGGAGGAAGCGGAGGGAGAAGAAGAUUUUUUUGCAGAGAAAGCCUCCCCAGAUGAUCACCCAGCAUUGAAGGUGGACAAAGAGACCAACACGGACACGGUGGCCCCAUCCCCCACAGUGGUGCGGCCCAAGGACCGGCGUGUGGGCACCCCAUCGCCAGGGCCAUUUCUUCGGGGAAGCACCAUCAUCCGCUCCAAGACCUUCUCCCCAGGGCCCCAGAGCCAGUACGUGUGCCGGCUGAAUCGGAGCGACAGUGACAGCUCCACUCUCUCCAAAAAGCCACCUUUUGUGCGAAACUCCCUGGAGCGGCGCAGCGUCAGGAUGAAGCGGCCUUCCACCACCCCACAGCCUUCCUCUGGGAAAUCCCUGCGCACCGAGCGCCUGAUCCGCACCUCACUGGACCUUGAGCUGGACCUGCAGGCAACGCGAACCUGGCACAGCCAACUGACUCAGGAGAUUUCGGUGCUGCGGGAGCUCAAGGAGCGGCUGGAACAAGCCAAGAGCCACGGGGAGAAGGAGCUGCCACAGUGGCUGCGCGAGGACGAGCGCUUCCGCCUGCUGCUGAGGAUGCUAGAGAAGAGGAUGGACCGCACAGAGCACAAGGGUGAGCUGCAGACAGACAAGAUGAUGAGGGCGGCCGCGAAGGAUGUGCACAGGCUGCGCGGCCAAAGCUGUAAGGAGCCCCCAGAAGUACAGUCAUUCAGGGAGAAGAUGGCGUUUUUCACCCGGCCUCGGAUGAACAUCCCAGCUCUCUCCGCAGAUGAUGUCUAA
Molecule: messenger RNA, 3360 nt
Organism: Marmota flaviventris (yellow-bellied marmot)
Lineage: Eukaryota; Metazoa; Chordata; Mammalia; Rodentia; Sciuridae
Gene: Wwc1
Product: WW and C2 domain containing 1
Biological process (GO): regulation of DNA-templated transcription; cell migration; negative regulation of organ growth
Cellular component (GO): cytoplasm
Molecular function (GO): kinase binding; molecular adaptor activity
Source: RefSeq, a predicted model, not a curated record